Molecule: messenger RNA, 4707 nt
Organism: Zootoca vivipara (common lizard)
Lineage: Eukaryota; Metazoa; Chordata; Lepidosauria; Squamata; Lacertidae
Gene: WDR7
Product: WD repeat domain 7
Cellular component (GO): cytoplasm
Molecular function (GO): protein binding
Source: RefSeq, a predicted model, not a curated record
GCUGGAGGAGCCCGUCAGCUGAUUUCCAGCGCCAGGCGUUGAGGCAGAGAGAGAGAGAGAGAAGGAGGGCGAGGGGCGGCAGGCGAGCCCGGAGGAAGGUGGGGGGCAAGCGGGGAGCCCCUUCUGCCGGCGGAGAGGCGGCCCCCGCCCACACACAGGUGUGAUACCAUAAUGGCGGGCAACAGUUUGGUCCUACCAAUUGUGCUAUGGGGACGCAAAGCUCCCACUCAUUGUGUAUCGGCCAUCCUACUAAUGGAUGAUGUGUCAAUGAUUGUAACGGGAUGUCAUGAUGGACAGAUAUGUCUCUGGGACCUCUCUUCAGAUCUGGAAAUAAAUCCUAGAGCCCUGUUGUUUGGUCACACAGCUUCAGUUACUUGUUUGUCCAAGGCCAGUGCUUCGUCCGAGAAGCAGUAUAUAGUGAGUGCAUCAGAAAGUGGGGAGAUGUGCCUCUGGGAUGUGAAUGAUGGAAGAUGCAUUGAAUUUACUAAAUUAGCCUGCACACAUACUGGUAUACAGUUCUAUCAGUUCACAAUUGGAACCCAGCGUGAAGGGAGGCUGUUGUGUCAUGGCCACUACCCAGAAAUUCUUGUUGUGGAUGCUACCAGCCUUGAAGUUCUUUAUUCCUUGGUGUCAAAGAUUUCUCCUGACUGGAUCAGCUCCAUGAGUGUGAUUCGAUCUCACAGAACACAAGAGGAUACUGUUGUGGCCGUUUCAGUGACUGGCAUUCUGAAAGUGUGGAUAGUAACUUCCGAAGUGAAUCACAUGCAGGAUACAGAGCCAAUCUUUGAAGAGGAGUCUAAACCAAUUUACUGUCAAAACUGCCAAAGUAUUUCCUUCUGUGCAUUUACCCAAAGAUCACUUUUGGUGGUUUGCUCUAAAUACUGGAGGGUGUUUGAUGCUGGUGAUUAUUCCCUGUUAUGCUCAGUCCCCAGUGAGAAUGGACAGACAUGGACAGGUGGCGAUUUUGUAUCAGCGGACAAAGUAAUCAUAUGGACAGAAGAUGGUCAAAGUCUUAUAUAUAAACUGCCAGCCAGCUGCUUGCCAGCUAGUGACUCAUUUCGCAGUGAUGUUGGAAAAGUUGUUGAAAAUCUAAAUCCCCCUCAACUCCAUUGUGUUGUGGACAGAGCAGUGGAGAAAUCAGAUAAACAGUUAUUAAUCUGCCCUCCUGUGACUCGGUUCUUCUACGGCCGCAGAGAGUGCUUUCACAAGCUGCUUAUUCAGGGAGACUCCUCAGGGAGGCUCAGCAUUUGGAGUAUCCCAAAUUCACUUGACCAUCCAAUUGUGACAGAAGCAGGAUUGAAAGUGACAACUUCCACUUCCCUGCAAGAAGCGUUCACCAAACUUGCUCCUCGUCCUGCUGGAAUCAUAGAUCAGCUGAGCUUCAUGCCCAAUAGCGAUGAGCCGCUUAAAGUGACGGCAAGUGUAUAUAUCCCUGCGCAUGGACGCCUGGUUUGCGGCCGCGAAGAUGGAAGCAUUAUUAUUGUACCAGCAACUCAAACUGCUAUAGUUCAGCUCCUGCAAGAUGAGCACGUGCGCAGAAGGGGUUGGCCGCCCCACAGAACUCUGCGUGGCCAUCGGAACAAAGUCACCUGCUUGCUGUAUCCCCACCAAGCCUCCCCUCGUUACGACCAAAGAUACCUGGUGUCAGGCGGCGUGGAUUUUUCCGUCAUUAUCUGGGACAUCUUUUCUGGAGAAAUGAAACACAUCUUCUGUGUGCACGGUGGGGAAAUCACGCAACUUUUGGUCCCUCCGGAAAACUGCAGUUCGAGAGUCCAGCAUUGUGUUUGCUCUGUUGCCAGUGACCACUCAGUAGGACUUCUGAGCUUACGGGAGAAAAAGUGUAUCAUGUUAGCUUCCCGGCACCUCUUUCCUAUUCAAGUCAUAAAGUGGAGACCAUCAGAUGACUACCUAGUUGUGGGCUGUUCAGAUGGCUCUGUGUAUGUCUGGCAGAUGGAUACUGGUGCUCUUGAUCGCUGCGUUAUGGGAAUAACAGCCGUGGAGAUCCUGAAUGCCUGUGACGAGGCUGUGCCUGCCGCAGUCGAUUCCCUCAGCCACCCUGCUGUCAACUUAAAGCAGGCCAUGACUCGACGUAGCCUUGCGGCACUGAAAAACAUGGCCCAUCAGAAGCUCCAGACUCUUGCCACAAACCUCCUGGCCUCCGAUUCAGCUGACAAAGGAAAUUUGCCUAAGUACUCUCACAACUCUCUGAUGGUUCAGGCCCUGAAGACUAACUUAACAGACCCAGAUGUCCAUGUGCUCUUCUUUGAUGUAGAAGCUCUGAUUAUUCAACUGCUAACUGAAGAAGCCUCCAGGCCUAAUACAGCCCUUAUUUCCCCAGAGAAUUUGCAGAAAGCAUCUGGUAGUUCUGACAAAGGGAGCUCCUUCCUGGCUGGCAAACGAGCAGCGGUCCUGUUCCAGCAGGUCAAAGAAACAAUCAAAGAGAACAUAAAAGAACAUCUCCUUGAUGAGGACGAGGACGACGAGGAAGCCAGGCAGAGGAGAGAAGACAGCGAUCCCGAGUACCGGUCCAGCAAAUCUAAGCCCUUAACCCUCUUAGAAUACAACCUAACCAUGGACACAGCCAAGUUGUUUAUGUCAUGCCUUCAUGCCUGGGGCUUGAACGGUGUUCUAGAUGAGCUUUGCAGUGACCGUUUGGGGAUGCUGAGACCUCACUGCUCCGUCUCUUUUGGCUUGCUCUCGAGAGGAGGCCACAUGUCGCUGAUGCUUCCCGGAUACAAUCAGCCGAUAGGCAAGGUGCCCUCUGUUGAUGUGGAGGUAGGAAAGUCUGUAUCUCCCACGGAGGGACAUAUCAGAGGAACAUACGGCAUAUCACGUGCAGUAACUACUCAGCACCUCCUCUCCAUAAUCUCCUUGGCUAACACCUUGAUGAGCAUGACGAACGCAACAUUCAUUGGUGAUCAUAUGAAGAAGGGACCAGUCAGACCACCUAGACCAGGGACUCCUGAGCUUGCUAGAGUGAAGACUCCUGCUCCAGUUGCCAGUCCGACAGCUCAGGGGCUGAUUAAACAAGUUGCUCCUGCUGUUUCUGCUAGCACUGAAGCUGAUCUCUCUGGCUCUGACCCUGCUCCUUUACAUACCUGUUUCUUAGUAAAUGAAGGAUGGAGUCAACUUGCUGCUAUGCAUUGUGUUAUGCUUCCUGACCUGUUGGGCCUGGAUAAAUUUAGACCACCUCUCCUUGAAAUGUUAGCUCGUAGAUGGCAAGAUCGAUGCUUGGAGGUGCGAGAAGCUGCCCAGGCCUUGCUGUUAGCAGAAUUGAGAAGAAUUGAGCAGGCAGGGAGGAAAGAGACAAUUGACAUGUGGGCUCCGUAUUUGCCACAGUAUAUGGACAGUGUUAUCUCACCUGGAGUGACCACAGAAGGAAUUCAGACCGCUACUGGUGCUCCUGAACAAUUGGUAUCUGAAACUAAAAUUCCAGAAGAGGAGCAUGACCUUGUUGAUGAGGACAUCCCAGCAGGCCCCCUGUCUGGAUUUCCGCAAAUGAAAAAAAUAACUAUGUCGUACGAAGAGAGGCGAAAGCAAGCUACUGCUAUAGUUCUGCUAGGAGUAAUUGGGGCAGAGUUUGGAGCAGAAAUUGAACCUCCGAAGUUGCUGACCAGGCCGCGCAGCUCUAGCCAAAUUCCCGAAGGGUUUGGUUCAACGAGUGCUGGAUCCAACUAUUCUUUGGCGAGGCAUACUUGCAAGGCCUUGACGUAUCUUCUGCUACAGCCUCCCAGCCCGAAACUUCCGCCACACAGCACCAUCCGAAGAACUGCCAUUGAUCUCAUAGGACGAGGGUUUACGGUAUGGGAGCCUUAUAUGGAUGUCUCUGCUGUGCUGAUGGGCCUAUUGGAGCUCUGUGCCGAUGCUGAGAAGCAACUUGCAAACAUCACAAUGGGGCUGCCUCUGAGUCCAGCAGCUGACUCCGCCCGCUCUGCACGACACGCUCUCUCGCUCAUUGCCACGGCCAGACCACCCGCCUUCAUUACAACUAUUGCCAAGGAGGUGCACAGGCACACUGCUCUCCAAGCAAAUACUCAAUCUCAGCAGAAUGUUCAUACCAGUACGUUGGCUCGGGCCAAAGGAGAAAUUCUGAGAGUUAUUGAAAUACUUAUUGAAAAAAUGCCUAUGGAUGUUGUGGAUCUCCUAGUAGAGGUUAUGGACAUCAUCAUGUAUUGUCUGGAAGGUUCAUUGGUCAAGAAAAAGGGACUUCAAGAGUGCUUUCCAGCUAUCUGCAGGUUCUACAUGGUCAGCUAUUAUGAGCGGAGCCACAGAAUAGCAGUUGGAUCUCGCCAUGGUUCAGUGGCGCUCUACGACAUCCGGACUGGAAAAUGUCAGACCAUCCACGGCCAUAAAGGAGCCAUAACAGCCGUGGCUUUUGCUCCCGAUGGACGCUAUCUUGCUACGUACUCCAACAUAGACAGCCACAUUUCCUUCUGGCAGAUGAACACCUCUCUUCUGGGAAGUAUCGGGAUGCUGAAUUCUGCACCACAGCUCCGUUGCAUUAAAACGUAUCAGGUGCCCCCCGUCCAACCUGCAUCGCCAGGCUCCCACAAUGCCCUCAGACUGGCCAGGCUUAUCUGGACUUCCAAUCGCAAUGUCAUUCUCAUGGCCCACGACGGCAAAGAGCACCGAUUUGUGGUGUAGAGCCAGGCGUUCUGCUUUUGUUUCUUGCUCUCAAUACAGUUUUGUUUGGAAACCCCCUGUAAA